AAGAAGAAAGAGUCAAACAAUGCUCCUAAUUUUUGAUAACAAACUGAAAUUAUUGUAAAAUCCCCGAGAAGUUGGAACAAAUAAACGAUGGAGACGCUACCUGAGGUGCCGGAGGUGCCGCUGCGCCCGUUUAAAUUGGCGCAUCAGGUUGUGAGUCUCACGGGCAUCAGUUUCGAGAGAAAGAGUAUAAUUGGCGUUGUGGAGCUAACCAUUGUGCCGAACAGCGAGAACCUGCGCCUCAUCCGCCUGAAUGCCAAGCAGAUGCGGAUCUACAGCGUCCUUCUGAAUGACGUCUGCCAGGCAGCGUUCGUGUACUUCGAUCCCUUCCAGGAUAUUACACACAAGGAGCCAAAGAGCCGCUCCUUGGAAGUUUACUCUAAACAUCACUUAAAGGCCGCCCAGGUGACCGAUCCGGAUGCGAACAACGGCGAGCUGUUUAUCACUGUGCCGCCGGAGGGGUAUUCGAUGAUCCAGGAGGGCCAGGGUCUGCGCAUCCGCAUCGAGUUUUCACUGGAGGACCCCAAAAGCGGUGUUCAUUUCGUUAUACCGCCGGCUUCGUCAGAUGAAGAUUCGCAGAUUAACUGUUCACACAUGUUCACCAAUUGCUAUGAGAACUCCACACGUUUGUGGUUCCCUUGCGUGGACAGCUUCGCAGAUCCUUGUACUUGGCGACUGGAGUUCACGGUGGACAAAAAUCUGACUGCAGUCUCCUGCGGAGAACUAGUGGAAGUUAUAAUGACGCCCGAUCUGCGAAGGAAGACCUUUCACUACACGGUCACCACUCCCGUGUGCGCACCCAACAUCGCCCUUGCAGUGGGCCAGUUCGAGAUCUAUGUGGAUCCGCACAUGCACGAGGUGACCCACUUCUGUCUGCCGGGCAUGCUUCCCCUGCUAAAGAACACAGUGCGCUAUUUGCAUGAAGCUUUCGAAUUUUUCGAGGAGACCCUUUCCACGCGCUACCCCUUCUCCUGCUACAAACAGGUGUUUGUAGACGAGCUGGACACGGACAUCAGUGCCUAUGCGACGAUGAGCAUUGUUUCGGUAAACCUCCUGCACUCCAUCGCCAUUAUCGAUCAGACGUACGUGUCGCGAACCUUUAUGUCGCGGGCUGUGGCCGAGCAGUUUUUCGGCUGCUUCAUCACGUCGCACCACUGGUCAGACACCUGGCUGGCCAAGGGAAUUGCAGAGUAUCUGUGCGGCCUGUAUUCUAGGAAGUGCUUCGGCAAUAACGAGUACCGUGAGUGGGUUCAAUCGGAACUGGCCCGGGUAGUUCGGUACGAGGAGCAGUACGGCGGCAUCAUUCUCGAUUGCAGUCAGCCGCCGGCCCCCCUGCCCGUCUCCAGUACCAAUCCAGCAGCGGCUGCUAGCAAGCAGCAGGAGAUUUUUCACUAUUUCCCCAUUAAGAGCUUGCACACAGUGUCGCCUAAGUAUGUGGAAGCAAUGCGACGGAAGGCGCAUUUGGUAAUUCGUAUGUUGGAGCACCGAAUCGGUCAGGAACUGCUCAUCCAGGUGUUUAACAAGCAACUGGCCCUGGCCACCAAUGCGGCGUCUACGAAGAUAGGCGCCGGACUCUGGUCGCAGCUGCUCAUCUCUACGAACAUUUUCAUCAAGGCUAUAUUCACAGUCACCGGCAAGGAUAUGUCGGUGUUCAUGGACCAGUGGGUGCGCACUGGCGGUCACGCCAAGUUCUCCCUGACCUCGGUGUUCAACCGCAAGAGGAACACCAUAGAGUUGGAGAUUCGACAGGACUUUGUGAAUCAGCGGGGCGUAAGGAAGUAUAAUGGUCCGUUGCUGGUGCAGCUUCAGGAGUUGGAUGGCACCUUUAAGCACACUCUGCAGAUUGAGAAUACAUUGGUGAAGGCGGACAUUACCUGUCACUCGAAGAGCAGGCGUAACAAGAAGAAAAAGAUCCCGCUGUGCACUGGCGAGGAGGUGGACAUGGAUUUAUCAGCAAUGGACGACUCACCCGUGCUUUGGAUACGUCUCGAUCCGGAGAUGAUUCUGCUGCGUGACUUGAUCAUUGAGCAACCGGAUUUCCAGUGGCAAUACCAACUCCGUCACGAGCGCGAUGUUACUGCCCAGUUUCAGGCCAUUCAGGCUCUACAAAAGUACCCCACAAAUGCGACUAGACUCGCUCUGACCGACACCAUCGAGAGCGAGCGCUGCUUCUUCAAGGUGCGCUGUGAGGCAGCCCAUAGCCUAACCAAGGUCGCCAACCAGAUGGUGGCUUCCUGGAGCGGUCCACCAGCUAUGCUGAAUAUAUUCCGAAAAUUUUUCGGAUCCUUCAGUGCGCCGCACAUAAUCAAGCUGAACAAUUUUUCCAACUUCCAGCUGUAUUUCCUGCAAAAGGCGAUACCCGUGGCCAUGGCAGGUCUGCGGACAUCGCACGGCAUUUGCCCACCGGAAGUUAUGCGCUUCCUCUUUGAUCUCUUCAAGUAUAACGAGAACUCGCGCAACCACUACACGGAUGCCUACUACAGAGCCGCUUUGAUUGAAGCCUUGGGUGAAACUCUGACCCCAGUGGUGUCCGUGGCGAUGCAUGGUACUCAAAUUACCACAGACAGUCUUUCCACAGAUGCCAAACUGGUGCUGGAUGAAGUGACUCGUCUGCUGAAUUUGGAGAAGCAUCUCCCCUCGUACAAGUACAUGGUUUCUGUGUCCUGCCUGAAGGUUAUCCGUAAGCUGCAGAAGUUCGGUCACCUGCCUUCGCUGCCGCAUAUUUACCGCAGCUAUUCGCAAUAUGGAAUUUUUUUGGAUCUCCGCAUCGCAGCUAUGGAAUGUCUUGUCGACUUCGUAAAGGUAGACGGGCGCAGUGAGGACCUGGACCACUUGAUCACGCUACUAGAGACCGAUCCCGAUCCGGCUGCCCGUCAUGCUUUGGCCCAGCUGCUGAUCGACAACCCGCCCUUCACACGUGAGUCGCGAAGUCGAUUGGACAAGCCAAACCUUGUGGAUCGUCUGUGGCUGAGCAUUAACACUCUGGGUAACGACACCAAGUUGCGCUGCGACAUCGUUGAUCUGUACUAUGCCUUAUACGGUAACAAGCGACCGAAUUGCCUGCAGGCCAGCGAGAAUACCAAUUUCUACAAGGAUCUGAUGAAAGAUAAUAGCACUAGUGGUUACAAGAAAAGCCUCGAUUCGAAACCGCCUCCCCCACUAGGCGAAAGCCUAGACAAUGAGCCGCAAGAGCGACAUAAGCCCGGCAUGGUCACCAUCAAGCGCACGGCCACCGAGGCCUUCGAGGUGGGUGAUGAAAUCAUCAAGCUGGAGCGCAGUGAGGAAAUCACCGUCCUGGAUGAUCCAGUCAAUGUUGAGGCCUACGAUAGCGAGACCAAAGUGAAGAUCCAUCCUGCAGAUGACGAAGCUCCCGAGACCCAUCAGCUCACGAAGCGGAUGAAGACCGAAAUCUACGCUGAGGACGAUAACUCCUCAAUGAUGCUUGACGUGGCCGACUCCACGCGAUACGAGAGCAGCUACGACGAGAGCAAGUUCAAGUCCGGCGACGGAUUGCUUAAGAAGAAGAAAAAGAAGGACAAGAAGAAGCACAAGCAUAAACACAAGCACAAGCACAACAAGGAUAAGGACAAGGAGCGGGAUCGCAAGGAUAAGGAAAAGCGGGAUCCGCAGAUCUCGCGAAUACAGGCACGCGAGGCAGCCACUCCGGAUACGCUCAGCUCGGCGGACAGCAGCAAUAGCCACAGCAAUUCGCCCUUCGGCCUGAACUAAGUGAGGGUUUCGAUGGAUGAAGGAGGGAGAAUAGUGGCAAAUAAUAAAGCUGAACUAAGUUUUAA
Molecule: messenger RNA, 3791 nt
Organism: Drosophila serrata
Lineage: Eukaryota; Metazoa; Arthropoda; Insecta; Diptera; Drosophilidae
Gene: Taf2
Product: TATA-box binding protein associated factor 2
Biological process (GO): transcription initiation at RNA polymerase II promoter
Cellular component (GO): transcription factor TFIID complex
Molecular function (GO): RNA polymerase II general transcription initiation factor activity; metallopeptidase activity; zinc ion binding
Source: RefSeq, a predicted model, not a curated record